UUUUCUGUCAGGGUUACGUUAGCUUACUAAAAUAAAACUGUGUUGUUCAGCGCAAGCUACCUAGGUAAUUGCUAUUUGCUACCUGUGCCAUAGUUUACUAUCGUGAUGAUACAUGUCAAGGCCUUCUUUGACUUUUUUUUCCAACGAGACGUGUUAUACUAAAUUGAGAUUCAGAAUUCGAUUUUAGAUAUUUUUAUAUAUUUGAAUCUACCGGCUACAGAGAAGAAUGCAUAGUCACGGUGGCCGAGAGGUUAAGGCGUUGGACUCGAAAUCCAAUGGGGUUUCCCCGCACAGGUUCGAAUCCUGUUCGUGACGUGUUAAUCUUUUCGAUCGUCUGUAUUGCUACAACCUUGAGACACUCAAAGAAUGGAAACAUACUUCAAACUCAAUGAUCAAAUGCUAGCGUAACGUCCUGUUAAUCGUGUUUCAUUCCAGUUAACUUCUAUCACUACAGGAUUAAUAUGGCGUUGCUCGGGAAGGUUUGCCAUUUUAUGGUCGUGGUGUUAAUGACAAAUAGGCCUAGUGAAUGCUGUGUACAGUCCACUAAAAAUAAAGGGGAAAGUGAUCUGUGGUGAAGUGCGACGCUGUCAUUUGGAGUUAAAAUAAGUCUACAGUUCUCCGUAAAUUACGACGUCUCUUGAGUUUUGACAUGCCUUACUAUCGUAUUUGUUUCAACAACAAACUACUUUCUCAUUGUACCGUGAAAAUAUUAUUAUAAUUAUGCUCCAACUAUAUUAUACAACAUCGGCAAUGAUUUUAUGGAAAGGGGUCAGAUAUCGCUUUUCCAUCCAGACACAUUCUUCUUGGUAUCCAAUCAGAUGCUGAUGUUAUUGUAAUUUGAUCACUGUAAAUACCAUAAGGUGCAUUUUCAAAAUCUACCCUAUGUACAUGUUUUGCUUUAUCGUGUAAAGACAGAAAUAAUGAACACACCAAUUUUUUUAAAAGUAUAACAUUAUCGUCGUUGUAUGUUGUUUGAAAGUACACCAUACAAUUUGUGAGAAGAUAUUUUUUUUAAUUUAAAGGUGUUCCCACGCCCCCCCUUUUGUAUGCGAGGAAAUGGACUAGUCUGUUCCGUUUAAAAAUGGAACAACACGCAUACUUCGCGUUGGCGUUGUUCGGGGCAUUGUGACAGGGAACAGGAGAGUCUGUGAUAGUUGUAGAUUUUCAAGAUAAUAGAAAUAGCCAAGAACAUGGUAUAGAGACGCCUCACAUGUCGAGGGACUUUUAAAAAACGAGUUUAUACGAUAGGAAUAACAAUUGGCAUUCCACAAACGCCUUCUACAUUUAUGGCGUACCAUGAUCAAACUUAGAUUCGUCACAAAGACGCACUAUGAUUUCUAGUCGUCUUCGUCGUUGUUUUUAAAUAAAUUAAAUAUUUUUUAGAGCAGGUUUUAUAUUAAACAUUCCUCUAAUCAUUUAACUAACGGAAACAUAAAACACGAUUGCUGUGGAGUAGUCUUUUUGAUAACCCACACGAGCUUUAUACUGUUGAUGGUAGGCUAGGGAAGCUCCCUGACCAAAUCAGCGCUAGCUAGCUUGCUAAGACGCAGCGAAGGAUACAAAAGUGUCGGGGGGAAAAAUACUAGCAACCUAAAGCUAGCCAGGUUAGCAAGACCAGAGAGGGUUACCCGUAUAGUUUUAAACCACUGACAGGGCAACAUCGUAGUAUUUGUUACUUCUAACCUUAGGUGCGACAUGCCUCCGAGUAUAGCUAUGGAGCUUGCGAUGGCAAGCAAGGUUAAAAUAGUUAGUUAGCGUUAAUAACCGUACAAGGGAAGCGAAAGUACACUUGAUGUAACUUAGCAAACGUUGCCGGUGUAGUCAGUUUCCCCUCAACUUGCAUUAGAUAGGCUAACUGAGAAAGACUGCCAAAGUGGUUCACUUUAGCCAAGACGGCACUGGGAAAAUUCUGCACACCAGCAUAUAGAUUGGUUUCUGCGUGACAACCAGUCAUAGUUUAUUCAAUUGCUCCCAGUACUUUGUUCACCGACUCGUGCUGUAGCUAGCAAGUUUGCUAUAGCUAUUGAAUGCUGCUUUUUGUUUCACAAAGUCGGCCAUACAGACAGCUAGUAACGCUAGCUUUUCCCUAAUUAAAUUGAAAAUGUCGACUAUAUCUAACGAAGGUGCGUUACUGAUAAAAGAUGUUAAGCCUGGAUCGAAAAAUUUAAACAUCGUCUUUAUUGUUUUGGAGAUAGGACGUGUCACCAAGACAAAAGAUGGACACGAGGUGCGCUCUUGCAAGGUGGCAGACAAGAGUGGCAGCAUUGCUAUUUCUGUGUGGGAUGAACUGGGCAGCCUUAUUCAACCAGGAGACAUAAUUCGCCUUACACGAGGCUAUGCCUCAAUUUGGAAGGGAUGCUUAACCCUAUACACUGGAAGAGGUGGAGAUCUACAGAAGAUUGGAGAGUUUUGCAUGGUAUACUCAGAGGUGCCUAACUUCAGUGAGCCAAAUCCAGACCUGCUAGUCCAAACUAAUAUGCAAAAUAAGACGGGUAAAGGGGAGCAGAGGGGAAACUCUCCACCUAAUCAGAAUUCAGGUACACCCAAUCAAACAGGAAACGGUUCGAUGCGGACCUACUCUAAUAAUAAUGCUGCUGUGACUGUGCCUCGUGAUCCUGCUUUUGGUGGGCUGGGCCGAGCCAACGGCCGGCCUCCUGGCAACGGGCCUCCCUCGGUGACCAUAGAAGGUCCCCCUGCUCCUCCCAAGCCCUCUGUGACCAUCAGCAAUGGCCGGGACCCUCGACGAGCUUCGAAGAGAUGAGGAGCAACAGCGACAAUCACUAUUGCGCACACACCCCUCAUCCACACUCUUCCCCUCCCCGCACGACUUCUCUCACUUUCAGGCUCGACUCAGAUCCGAGUCUCGGAACACAUCACGUUACUGCCACUUUGAAAUGACUAGUCCAUUUUGUCCUCAGUUGUCUUGUGCCAGAUAGUCCUCACUAGUUGUGCCACAUUCCUGUUUCAUCAGUUGAAGCACUGCACUGAGAAGGCCAAAUCAUGGUGUUGACUUGUUCAUAUAAGUUGCCUGUUCCUGGAACUGAACUCUUUUAACAGUUAACCAACCACACCCAUUCACCAAGUGUGUUUGACCAAUUCAGUGCCAGUUUUAUGCCCACCGAUGUUUGCCCUUUCCCUUAAAGUGUUGAAUGAAAUUCUUACACCCUACUUGAACACUUGAUGCACUUUCUUAAGUUAUAAAGGGGGCAUUACUGACUUGUGAUAAAGCAAUGACUUGCCAAUGUUGAGAAAAGGUCAUCAAAGGGGGCUCCCUUUGGCCAAAGGACACAUUUAAAAAAAGUAGGAGUGACUGUGAAAGCAGAGGUGAUAGUUUUGGUUUUUAACACGUAGGCUUAUUUAAGUAGAAUAAAGAUUUGGUCAGAAAGAA
Molecule: messenger RNA, 3388 nt
Organism: Clupea harengus (Atlantic herring)
Lineage: Eukaryota; Metazoa; Chordata; Actinopteri; Clupeiformes; Clupeidae
Gene: nabp1a
Product: nucleic acid binding protein 1a
Biological process (GO): double-strand break repair via homologous recombination; mitotic G2/M transition checkpoint; response to ionizing radiation
Cellular component (GO): SOSS complex
Molecular function (GO): DNA binding
Source: RefSeq, a predicted model, not a curated record